Lycium ferocissimum is the source of this 1770-nucleotide messenger RNA. RefSeq names its product protein DETOXIFICATION 29-like. Lineage: Eukaryota; Viridiplantae; Streptophyta; Magnoliopsida; Solanales; Solanaceae. Gene Ontology annotation, cellular component: vacuolar membrane. Gene Ontology annotation, biological process: xenobiotic detoxification by transmembrane export across the plasma membrane. The transcript is spliced from 8 exons. Gene Ontology annotation, molecular function: antiporter activity; xenobiotic transmembrane transporter activity. The coding region runs from base 35 to 1570 and encodes 511 amino acids. The record is from RefSeq and is a predicted model, not a curated record.
CCCAUACAACAACCAAACUCUGUUUUGUUGUCCAAUGGAAGAACACACCUCUAAGCAGCCCCUUCUUUCACCUACAGAAAUCUGCACAGACCAAGAUAGUACUACUGAUAAUUUAUCACAUACUUAUUUUGUUGCUGAUGCAGAUGAUAUUCCCCCAAUCACUGGAAUCCAAGAUUUCUUCAGAGAGUUCACUAUUGAAUCUAAAAAACUAUGGUACCUUGCUGGUCCAGCUAUUUUCACCUCACUUUGUAGGUACUCUCUUGGUGCUGUCACUCAAACAUUUGCUGGACAUGUUGGUACUCUUGAGCUUGCUGCUGUUUCUGUUGAAAACUCAGUCAUCGCCGGUUUCUCUUUUGGUGUCAUGUUGGGAAUGGGAAGUGCACUAGAAACACUAUGUGGACAAGCAUUUGGAGCAGGACAAAUUGACAUGCUAGGGGUAUACUUGCAAAGGUCAUGGGUUAUUCUCAAUUCCACAGCAGUAAUUCUUAUGUUACUUUACAUUUUCGCGGCGCAAGUUCUAAGGUUGAUCGGACAAACAGAGGACAUAUCACGGGAAGCAGGGAAAAUGGCUUUGUAUAUGAUUCCUCAAUUAUUUGCAUAUGCCAUGAAUUUUCCAAUAGCUAAGUUCUUGCAGUCACAGAGCAAGAUUAUGGUGAUGGCAUGGAUUGCAGCAACAGCUUUGGUUCUGCAUACAAUUUUUAGCUGGUUGUUUAUGCUAAAACUUGGGUGGGGACUCGUAGGCGCAGCGGUGGUGCUGAACUCAUCGUGGUGGUUCAUAGUGGUGGCGCAGAUGCUAUAUAUAUUUAGUGGGACUUGUGGACAAGCAUGGUCUGGUUUCUCAUGGAAGGCUUUCCUUAAUCUAUGGGGAUUUGUUAGGUUAUCUCUUGCCUCUGCUGUGAUGCUCUGCUUGGAGACUUGGUACUUUAUGGCGCUGGUCCUCUUCGCUGGUUAUUUAAAGAACGCACAAGUCGCUGUUGAUGCCUUGUCUAUUUGCAUGAACAUACUAGGAUGGACAGUGAUGGUAGCUGUGGGAUGCAAUGCUGCUGUAAGCGUGCGAGUGUCAAAUGAACUGGGGGCAGCUCAUCCAAGAACGGCCAAAUUUUCAGUGGUGGUCGUCGUGUUUUCUUCAUUCUCAAUAGGUCUUCUCUUAUCGGUUUUUCUACUCGUCUUUCGAAGCCAAUACCCUAACUUAUUCUCAGAGAGUGAAUCAGUGAAGCAUCUUGUUUAUGAGUUGACACCAUUACUAGCAUUUUGCAUAGUGGUUAACAAUAUUCAGCCAGCUCUAUCUGGUGUGGCUAUUGGAGCAGGAUGGCAAGCUUUGGUUGCUUAUGUCAAUAUUGCUUGUUACUAUUUGUUUGGUAUUCCAUUGGGUUUAUUACUAGGCUAUAAGCUCAACAUGGGUGUUCAAGGUAUUUGGUACGGAAUGAUUAGCGGAACUGUGAUUCAAACAUUCACCCUAUUUUGCAUAGUUUACAAAACCAACUGGAACAAAGAGGCUUCUAUUGCAGCAGAGAGGAUACAAAUGUGGGGAGGGAAACCAGAUGGUAAAACAACUGAUGCAGAGAAAUAAACUCCGAUUUGGAGUCAUUGUAUCAAGUCCAUCCAAUUUAUGUGAGGAGAUUUUGAAAAUUUGAGUUGCUUCUGCAUCGUUCAAUAUAACAUUGCUCAGUAGUCAGCAGUAAUGAGCAUUGUAAGAUAAUUUUGCCAAAAUUAUUCUUAAACACGGAAGCUGGAAAGUAAAGUCCUUAUAAAAAUUCUAGCUUAUAUUCG